AUGAAUGCACAGAAGGGGACCCACAACUGUCGACAAAAUUCCACGUGUGCCAAUAAUAACGGAUCAUUCACCUGUCCAUGCAACAUCGGAUAUACUGAUGUAGCCGGUGUAUGCACAGCAUGUAGCGACAAUAAAUAUGGGAAUGGCUGUAACACGCCGUGUAACUGCAACACCACCAACGCGUUGGUUUCAACGCAGACUUGCAAUCAUGUGAAUGGCACGUGCUUGUGCAAUGCCCAAUGGGAAGGUGCGACGUGUGAAGCCGAUAUAGACGAAUGCAAGCUGGGUACUCACAAUUGUCGACAAAAUUCCACGUGUGCCAACAAUAACGGAUCAUUCACCUGUCCAUGCAACAUCGGAUAUACUGGUGUUUCCGGUGUAUGCGAAGCUUGCGUGGAUGGCAAUUGGGGUGUACAGUGUAAUAGGAGUUGUGAAUGCGUAGCUAACAACACACAAACCCCCUGUGACAAAGUAACCGGUGUUUGCACCUGCAAGACUGGGUGGAAGGGAACCACGUGUGGUGAGGAUCGAGAUGAAUGCACAGAAGGGACCCACAACUGUCGACAAAAUUCCACGUGUGCCAAUAAUAACGGAUCAUUCACCUGUCCAUGCAACAUCGGAUAUACUGAUGUAGCCGGUGUAUGCACAGCAUGUAGCGACAAUAAAUAUGGGAAUGGCUGUAACACGCCGUGUAACUGCAACACCACCAACGCGUUGGUUUCAACGCAGACUUGCAAUCAUGUGAAUGGCACGUGCUUGUGCAAUGCCCAAUGGGAAGGUGCGACGUGUGAAGCCGAUAUAGACGAAUGCAAGCUGGGUACUCACAAUUGUCGACAAAAUUCCACGUGUGCCAACAAUAACGGAUCAUUCACCUGUCCAUGCAACAUCGGAUAUACUGGUGUUAUCGGUGUAUGCGAAGCAUGUAGCGACAAUAAAUAUGGGAAUGGCUGUAACACGCCGUGUAACUGCAACACCACCAACGCGUUGGUUUCAACGCAGACUUGCAAUCAUGUGAAUGGCACGUGCUUGUGCAAUGCCCAAUGGGAAGGUGCGACGUGUGAAGCCGAUAUAGACGAAUGCAAGCUGGGUACUCACAAUUGUCGACAAAAUUCCACGUGUGCCAACAAUAACGGAUCAUUCACCUGUCCAUGCAACAUCGGAUAUACUGAUGUUUCCGGUGUAUGCGAAGUAACCGGUGUUUGCACCUGCAAGACUGGGUGGAAGGGAACCACGUGUGGUGAGGAUCGAGAUGAAUGCACAGAAGGGAACCACAACUGUCGACAAAAUUCCACGUGUGCCAAUAAUAACGGAUCAUUCACCUGUCCAUGCAACAUCGGAUAUACUGAUGUAGCCGGUGUAUGCACAGGCACCUUUUACUUCCCCCUCAACACAGUCUUCUACUUCCACACAGACACCUACAACAUCUCUGGCAUCUUCUUCAACACAGUCUCCUACUACAACUCAGCCGUCUACUACAACACAGACACCUACUACAACUGCAGCUCCCGAGAUUCCAUCACGUGUCGAGGUUACAGCACUGACUUCAAGGGGGCCGUUUGCAUCGCGCCUUAUUUUGCAAAUCUAUUGGUGAAACGCGAUGAGUUGUUUUACCAUUCGUACGACUUUGCAACAGUUAGCAACGCUAAUGUGAGUGCUAAUGUGAAGGGCUUCGUUAAGGCAAGCUAUGGCGAGGCAAACUUCGAGCCCAUCUAUGUGCUGAAAGCCACGUGGAAUGCGGCAACACGAGUUGGAGGAAAUGAUAACGUUACGUUCCAAGUCGUAUUUACAACCAACGGGACUAAUUCGUACUCGUUCAGCUCGUACCCUAAUGGCAGAAUGUUUGAUACGUUUGGCUCACCAUUUAUUGGUUACAUCGCUAAUGGUGACUACGAGGGCCUUGACAACACAGCCGACGGCAGCUAUUUACGUCGAGCUGAUCAAAAUCUAAAAUUUAAUAAACAAUACAAAGGUGCCGUCAGUUUUGAUUACACAAUUAAGACGAAUAUUGAAGAUAACGAUGAACUAGCGUGCAAAGUCUGGAACAAGAAAGAGAAAUCCAAGGCACACCUGUAUGCGAAAAUUGCAUUGGGAAUGCCUUCAUGUGCCUAUGAUGUCUUCUCAUAUUCUUUCAUCGGAUUUGGGCAAGAAGCCGGAACCUUUGCUUCUGUCAAUCAGUUGAUCGAUCCCCGCAGCCAUCGGUUGGAGGACCUGCACUACAGGGAUGUGUGUUGUGAGAGGACAGACCUCUGUGACCUGUACUGGGAAGUCAGGCCUCUUGUUUCGCAAUGUUAUUCGUUGUUCCCGUUCUCGCUGCGAGCCCGAGGAGUCGGUGAUCCUCACUUCAACACGUUAGAUGGCGCAAACUUCACCUUCAACGGCCAUGGCGAAUACGUGAUGCUGAAAGUAAGUGAACAAGAUGUAGCCCUCCAAAUCCAGUGCCGAACACAGAGAGCGAAAAAAGCAACUGGGGAUCUCUCCGACGCUACCGUGUUCUCCGGCUUUGCUAUACAAGGCGAUGGUGUCUGGAUGCAAGUGGAGCUGAACGAGGCAGGGAACAUGACACAGCUUUUCGUGGGCACGAAUAAAACCUCGUGGGCCGACUACACGAAUGACUACUACAACCCUGAAACUAUGGUCAUCAAAUCGGUCACUGGACUGACCGUAUCAAGGAACAUGUCUGAGAAAACGAUUUCGGCUUUCUUCAGUGAUUCAGGUGUAACAUUCAAUGUCACAGAAGGAAACGGGCUUCUUCAGAUGGCGAUCGCGAUGCCAAACACUUUGAAAAACAAGAAGACCGUUGGGUUGCUGGGCAACUACAAUGACAAUGAUAAAGAUGACUUCAUACCACGUGGGAUGACUAACGCCAGCGAGUCAAUUUUCAAGUAUGGAGACGGCUUCACCCACGCAAAUUUCAUACAAACGAACUUUACUCCGAAAUUCCUGGAGGAAGCCAACGCUACAUUACGAGCGGAAGCAGAUAAGAAGUGUAGUGGUAACCUUCAGUGUGUGUUUGAUUUUGUCUUCACCGGGAAUGAGCAACUCGCAAAGGAGACCGGAAGUACUGAAGAAAAGGCGGUACGAACAAAUGAGGCAGCAAGCAAUCGAAUCCCGAAUAUAACUAUGGUGGCAGGAGCACAGGUGGUGGGCAACAAGAACAUUUGGACACUUAACGUCAACGAAUCAAGAUCAAUCACAGUCAAAGGAGAAGACGAUGGAAGCAUAUUAAAUUACUUAGUGCUCGGCAACUCCGGUGCUACGCUUGGCAUGGAACAAGCGGACAAGUCUAUGAACGUCACGUUAAAAUUGACAGACACUAGUCCGAAGGAUUUGAGUGUCACUGUCACUGACAGCAAGAAUGUGAGCGCUCCCAUUCUGGACAUCGUCCUCGUGGUGUGUUCUCUGUGUAGCAGUCACGGCACGUGCAACACGAGCGUGUUGAGAGAAGCCCAUGGCAAUCCUAACUACAAAUUAGCAACAUGCCAAUGCGAGCCGUACUGGACAGAUAUCAACGAGUGUGAAGAGUCAACUAGCGGCUGUGACCAAGUCUGCAACAACACCCAGGGCAACUCCACAUGCUCCUGCUUUCCCGGCUACACCUACAAUUCAUCCUCAAACCAAUGCAUGCAAGAUACGCCACCGCCAAACAGCGUUUGCAUAGGCCAAUGUAACGGUACAGACGGAUGUUUUGUGGAUAACAGCUUACCCAAAUGUUUCUGUAAAGCUGGAUACCAGCUGAACGUUAACAACACGGGUUGCGAAGACAUCGACGAAUGUCAGAGGCCAGAUCUGAACACGUGUAGUCAGGAGUGUACCAACACGACCGGUGGAUUCACCUGCUCCUGUCGGGAAGGAUACAUAGUUAACCAGGACGACACGACAAAGUGCAUAGAUUUCGACGAGUGCCAAGCCGGGGUGUCAGGUUGUCAACAUAUGUGCUCGAACAGUGUCGGACGCUUCAGCUGUGAAUGUUACUUUGGUUUUGAACUACAGGCAGACCGCAAGAAAUGCGUUUUAGCGAAUGACGUGUGCAAGAAAGAGUUCCCAGACAACGGCUGCUCGGACAUUUGUAGAGCGGACUUGCAAAACAAGACCUACAAGUGCCUAUGUAACACCGGUUACAAGCUUGGUGCCAACAACAAAACAUGCAUAGAUCUAAACGAGUGUGAAGAUAAAAUGUUGAAUGCAUGCAAUCAAACCUGUACUAAUACACUUGGUGAUUACACUUGCGCGUGCAAUACGGGCUUUAAACUGGCAAACGACCGUCGCUCUUGUGAAGGAUGUGAUCCUUUUCACUAUGGUGUCAACUGCUCUACCGCGUGUAACUGCGGUGUGGGAGCCGAGAGGUGUGACAGCGUGACAGGAUGCGUAUGCAAGCAGGGCUGGAGCGGCGCUCAGUGCAACAUCGAUCAAGAUGAGUGCGCGGAUCUAAACAGAUGUCCGGGAAGUGACACGAUGUGCACCAACACACCCGGCUCGUACCUGUGUAGCUGCAAGACUGGGUUUAAAGAAGUGAAUGCAGCCUGCGUUGAUAUAAACGAAUGUGUGGAGUCUAAUGAUUGUAGGCAGAUUUGCACGAACACACAGGGCAUUUACGAGUGCAGUUGUAAUCCAGGUUACGUGCAAAAUGGCAAAGAGUGCACAGACAUUGAUGAGUGCACAAACGGUCAGGCUAAAUGUGCUCAGAUAUGCACAAACACUGAUGGCGGCUUCCGUUGCUCGUGCAACGAAUUUUACAGGCUUGGCGACGACAAAAGGACUUGCUUACCGCAGCAAAAUUGUUCCACAUCAAACUAUUGUGCAAAUGGUGUUUGCGCCUUGAUAAAUGCCAGCCAAACAUGUACAUGCAAUGCAGGCUUUAAGUUCAAGACAGGGAGCGUAACUGAAUGCGAAGAUAUUAAAGAAUGUUUCACAAAUCCCUGCUCGCAAUCGUGCUUGGAGACAGGAGGCAGCUAUGAAUGCGCCUGUAACCUGACGGGUUACACGUUGGACAAAGACCAGAAGACUUGUAUACAAUGUCCCGCUCAAAACUACGGUGCAAACUGUACUUCUGUAUGUUCAUGCAAUAAAACAAACACGUUGUCAUGUGCAUUUGACACUGGCAACUGUUCCUGUAAGCCAGGUUGGAAUGGCACCAACUGCGAUCUAGACAAUAACGAGUGUGACUCAAACCCAUGUACUGCAAAUUCAGCAUGCACAAACACGGCAGGGUCGUAUGUUUGUAACUGCAAUGAUGGCUAUAUUAAAUCUGUAGAUGGGACAUGUCAAGUUUGUCCAUCCUGGAAAUAUGGCGUCGGAUGCGCAAGAGACUGUGGGUGUAACACAACCAAUUCGCUUAGUUGCUCUAACACUAAUGGAACAUGUACUUGCAAAAAUGGAUGGGAAAAAGACAGCUGCACCACGGACGUCAAUGAAUGCGAAGCUAACAAAACCAUUUGCGGCGACUCUUUGAAGACUUGCAAGAACGAGCUUGGGUCCCAUACAUGCGAUUGUCGCGAUGGUAAUACAUUGAUAGCCAAUGAAUGCAUAGAUAAAGACGAGUGUUUGGAAGAUACUCAUAAUUGCACUCAGAAGUGUACAAAUAAUCCUGGGGGAUUUGAAUGUGGAUGCAACCCUGGCUACAGUGGUACAGGAAACACUUGCAGUGCUUGCGUGGAUGGCAAUUGGGGCGUACAGUGUAACAGGAGUUGUGAAUGCGUAGAGACCAACACACAAACCCCAUGUGACAAAGUCACCGCUAGUUGCAACUGCAAGACUGGGUGGCAUGGAACCACGUGUGGUGAAGAUCGAGAUGAAUGCAAAGAUGGGACCCACAUGUGUGGACAAUAUGCCACGUGUGUCAAUAAUAACGGAUCAUUUACCUGUCCGUGCAACAUGGGAUAUACUCAUGUUUCCAACGUUUGCACAGUUUCAUCGAAGGCUCGGGAAGGUUCGGGAUAA
This is a messenger RNA of Dreissena polymorpha, 5937 nucleotides long. RefSeq lists its product as uncharacterized. The record is from RefSeq and is a predicted model, not a curated record. Lineage: Eukaryota; Metazoa; Mollusca; Bivalvia; Myida; Dreissenidae. Gene Ontology annotation, biological process: cell-matrix adhesion. Bases 1 to 5937 code for a protein of 1978 amino acids. The transcript is spliced from 32 exons. Gene Ontology annotation, molecular function: calcium ion binding.